This is a messenger RNA of Electrophorus electricus (electric eel), 5044 nucleotides long. NCBI's taxonomy places the organism in Eukaryota, Metazoa, Chordata, Actinopteri, Gymnotiformes, Gymnotidae. The record is from RefSeq and is a predicted model, not a curated record.
AUGUUUAUUCAGGUUUUGGGCAAACAGACGGGCACAUUAGCCAAUAACAGCCCUGGACUUUGGCUGUGGGCGGGGCUACCGAUGCGAGGAAACUCGCGGACGUCGACCUCCGUGUCUCGUGUCCAGCGCUAUCCUGAACGCACGCGAGAGAAAGUUUGUGGCGAGUUGAACUUAUUUGUUUGUGUUGUGGACUGUUUUCAACGGGACGCUACUGCGCCACGGCUCGGAAACGCACAUGGGCCAAGUGGAGGUCAUUUUAGACCUUUAGCGCCAAGAAGAACUUUUAAGGAAUUUUCGGGAGCUGCUGAUCGUUCAGCACUACCACCGCAGAGCGCGUGCCAGCCUGCGAAACUGCAGCGUCGUCGCGUUCUGGCGUAUCUUCGGUGCAGCGUACGGUCGCACGAGCCUGUCGACUGGUUCUGUGAAGAGCACACCGGAGCACGCGCUGGAAAAGGAGGUUCCGUACAGAGAAGAUUAGCAGGACCAAAGAAACCCCCCCUCUCUCUCGGAGUUUGUAUUUCUUUGUUUGCUGCCACUCCAUUAAAUUGCGUAAAUAUGAACGGACCCAGGCGGUAUUCGUCGCGCGCUACAGCACUUUAAUGUGGGACAACUGAACUGCAAAACGGUGCCUGAGUUAAAACUUUACUGCGAGAGUCUGCGUGGACACGGCCUGAGCCAGCGCGAGCGAGUUUCCAUCAUCGAUGUGGGUAGCGGGGCUCGCGGAGACACGGCCCAGCUGACAGCUCGUGAAGGGACUAUUACUUGUUAAACAUCCCCGGGAGCGUGACGCGGCUGAGAUGCAACCCGUACGGUGCACCGUGUUCCUCGCGCUCUCCUUAGCAUUUACCGGAUUCCCCGGCCCGUGCGUGGCAGAAGAAGAAGUCGUGAUGAAUACAAAGCUGGAGACAUCUGAUCUCAGAUGGACCAUCUACCCCAGUACAGACCCUGAGUGGGAAGAGAUGAGUGGACUAGAUGAGGAGGGUAACAGCGUGAGGACGUUUCAGAUCUGUCCGUCGGACAGCUCGGCGAGUCACUGGCUGAGGACGCGGUUCGUGCCUGCAGGUGGAGCGUCUCAGCUGUACGUGGAGCUACGCUUCACCAUGAUGGAGUGUGGCACCAUCACCUCCACGAUGCGUGCCUGCAAAGAGACCUUCAACGUCUACUACUACCAGAGUGACCAGGACACGGCCACACACACACAGCCCGCCUGGAUGGAGAACCCAUACGCUAAAUUGGACACGGUAGCUGCAGAUUUCCUGCUCCGGCGUGGGGGAGAGAGGAAGUCCAAUGUGAAGACCCUGCGUGUGGGCGGGCUCUCUAAGAAGGGCGUGUACCUAGCCUUCCAGGCGCAGGGCGUGUGCAUGGCCCUCCUGUCCGUCAGGGUCUACUUCAAAAAAUGCCCCGCCCUCACACGCUCUUUCUCCGCCUUCCCGGAAACCAUCCCCCAUUCCCUGGUGGAGCAAGCCGAGGGCAUGUGUGUAGCUAACUCCGCCCCUGCAGGACUGAGUCCCCGCCCACCCACUAUGCUGUGUGGGGAGGAUGGGCAGUGGGUGGGGCCUCCCUCUACUUCCUGUGUGUGUAAAGCAGGUUAUGAGGCGGUGGACACAGACCGUUGUCGAGCAUGUGGACCGGGGCACUAUAAGGUGUCACUAGGAGUGAGUGUGUGUCGUGGGUGCCCUUUGAACAGUAACACAAACUCUCCAGGUGCUGGUGUCUGUUCUUGUCGCCCUGGUUACUAUCGAGCACCUAACGACUCCCCGGACACUGCAUGCACCAGGUCUCCCUCUGCUCCGAGGAACAUCAUCCCCCAAGUGAAUGACACAGUGGUGACUCUGGAGUGGAGUGAGCCAUUGGACGGUGGGGGCCGGGCAGACUUCUCCUACUCCUUGGAGUGUGUGCGCUGCAGCCCGAGUGUGUGUGUGCCGUGUGCUGAGAGUGUGACCUACCGGCCAGGGCAGGUGGGCGUGACGACCCGGCGCGUGGUUGUGCGUGGACUCCUCCCACACACACACUACACCUUCACAAUUCUGGCCAUCAAUGGGGUGACCGCGGUCAGCAACACACACCCUGCUGUCAGCUCCGUCAACAUCACCACCAGCACGGACGUCCCUGUUCCAGUAUCAGGUGUCAGGAGAACAAAAGCAUCUGAGUCCAGUGUGACUCUGAGUUGGGCUGUUCCCUCUCUACCUCACUACACCAUCCUGGACUACCAGCUACGCUACUGCCCUGAGGGGGAGGAGGAUGUUUGGCAGUAUGUGAGCAGUAAGACUAACUCUGUUGUGCUGUCGGACCUGUCGCGGGCCUCUCAGUACCGUGUACAGGUCCGAGCCCGGACACACACAGGAUACGGACACUUCAGCAACACAGCCAGCUUCAACACACUGCCCGACGAGGUGCAGUCUCACUCCAGGUUGGUAGUGACAGGUGUGCUCGUUGCUACUGGACUCCUCAUCCUAAUCGUCAUGGUGACGCUCACUGUGUUCUGCUGUCGGAGGCACAGUAGACAAAGGGACUCUGAAAUGGAUAAAAAUGCACAGAACCUCAUGAUCCAAGGUGUGAAAGUGUAUAUAGAUCCGUUUACGUAUGAGGAUCCUAACGAGGCCGUACGGGAGUUUGCAAAGGAGAUCGACGUCUCCUUUGUUAAGAUUGAGGAGGUGAUUGGCGCAGGGGAGUUUGGAGAGGUGUGUCGUGGUCGUUUACGUGUUCCCGGUAAAAAGGAGAAUUAUGUGGCCAUAAAGACUCUAAAGGGCGGGUACACAGACAAACAAAGGCGGGACUUCCUGUCAGAAGCGUCAAUCAUGGGUCAGUUCCAUCAUCCCAACAUCAUUCACCUGGAAGGAGUUAUUACUGCUUCCUGUCCUGCCAUGAUCCUCACCGAGUACAUGGAGAAUGGGGCCCUGGACUCCUUCCUAAGGCUAAACGACGGCCAGUUCACGCCCAUCCAGCUGGUGGGUAUGUUGAGAGGCAUCUCCAGCGGUAUGAAGUACUUAGCAGAGAUGAGCUACGUGCACCGCGACCUGGCCGCACGCAACAUCCUCGUCAACAGCAACCUGGUGUGUAAGGUGUCCGACUUCGGUCUGUCACGCUUCCUCACGGAGAACUCCUCCGACCCAACCUACACCAGCUCCCUGGGUGGGAAGAUUCCGAUCCGCUGGACAGCUCCCGAAGCUAUCGCCUUCCGGAAGUUCACCUCCGCCUCUGAUGUGUGGAGCUACGGGAUCGUCAUGUGGGAGGUGAUGUCGUUCGGAGAGAGACCCUACUGGGACAUGAGCAACCAAGAUGUGAUUAAUGCAGUAGAGCAGGACUACCGGUUGCCCCCGCCCCCUGAAUGCCCCGCCCCCCUGCACCAGCUGAUGUUAGACUGUUGGCAGAGAGAGCGUGGAGCCCGCCCCCGAUUCUGUGACAUCGUUUCUGCCCUUGACAAGCUGAUCCGAAACCCAGCCUCUCUGAAACUCACAGGCCACCUGCCUGAUGGGCUGUCCCACCCGUUGCUGGACCGGCGAGCCCCUCCCCGCCUGUCCCAGUGUGGCUCCGUGGGGGAGUGGCUCAGUGCCCUUAAGAUGGAGCGCUACGAGGGGAGUUUCGUCCAGGCUGGAUUCACCACCUUUGAUCUCAUCUCACAGAUCUCUACAGAGGAUUUAUUGCGUAUUGGUGUUACUCUGGCUGGUCAUCAGAAGAAGAUUUUGUCCAGUAUCCAAACAAUGAGAGUUCAAAGCCAAACCUCAAUAAGAUACUGAACACCCACACACCCACACAGGUCAAAACACAGGACUCAAAAUUUUUCAAUGAAAACUUUCCUGUAAUUAGUUGCGCUUCCUGUUCCAGUCCUGUUACCAUGACAGCGAAACCCUGUUCAUGAACCGUGACAUCACACUACAUACUACCUAUGGCAUAGCACUGUCCAGCAGACCACGACAAGAUGAGGUCACUCUUACCUCACAGUGCCUGCCUACAGAACAACAGCAUAUCACUGCCCGCUGAGUCAUGAUGCAACCAUCUGACUGGCAGUGGGAACGUCCAAUCACAUUAGAGGAAUGAGGGAUGAUGUUGGCAUGGAGAGAGGAGGAUAGAGAGAAGCAAGUCUGAAGAGAUAUGAUUAACCUCUGUUCACUCUUCAGAGCAACCCGGGCUGUUCACCCAGUUAUCUUACAAUCAGGUUAUUAUUUUAUUAUCUUCUGUUUAUAUUGGACAGGUCUCUGCUUCCCUCAGAAUUCCUCCACAGACACCACACACAUUGCAGCAAGGCGCCAGUGAAGGUGUUGUAUCUGUGUGUGUGUGUGUGUGUGUGUGUGUGUGUGUGUGUGUGUGUGUGUGUGAGUGUGUGUGUGUGUGUGUGUGUGUGUGUGUGUGUGUGUGUGUGUGUGUGUGUGUAGCACAAAAAUGGAUAAAAGGAGGGAUGUAAAAGGCAGAAGACAGAGAGAGAUUUUUUAUGCUUUAUCUGAACAGGAGUGUGUGUGCGCGUGUGUGUGUGUGUGGGUGGGUGUUGUGGGUGUUGUGUGUGCGUGUGUGGGUGUCUGGAGAUGUGUUUAAUCAUCUUUGCAGUUGCCUCUAUUCCAUUUUGUCCCUCAAGAUCAAACUACAGGUGGAUGAACUGUUGUAAACAUGGAACAAACAUUAAUUGUGUACUCGUUGCCUUGAGGACAGUUGUCAAGGUAACCAUGUGGCUGUGGACACAAGGGGACAGGCUUUAGGGUUUGAACAAAUGCAAAUAUAACCCCACUCUCACUGAGAAGACCAUGAGGCUUCCUCCUUCAUCAGCCAUGAACUUUGACCCCAAGAGGUUGCCUCGUUCGGCAAAGAUUUGCCCCUUUGGAUUCUGGGAGUUUAUCCAGGCCCUUCAUAUUGAAGGACCGUUAUAAUAUGUACUUUAGCAAGCCAAGGAUCUUUUAAAUAAAGUUUUGCUUUUUUGUACGGAUUUCAAAAACAUCAUGAGUACUGAAUUUAUAUUUGAGAAAAAAUGUUGGGAGCAACAUGUAAUUCACAACGAGUGUAGUCUCUCUGACCAAUCACAAUAAAGAGUCUCAGACAUGCCCCUCCCACUUAA